Pistacia vera is the source of this 1236-nucleotide messenger RNA. RefSeq names its product putative fasciclin-like arabinogalactan protein 20. The coding region runs from base 1 to 1077 and encodes 358 amino acids. The transcript has a single exon. The record is from RefSeq and is a predicted model, not a curated record. Lineage: Eukaryota; Viridiplantae; Streptophyta; Magnoliopsida; Sapindales; Anacardiaceae.
AUGAAGUCGAGAACAAGCAUCAAAACCAAGUCUUCCAUGGCAACUUCACUUUUCUUCUCUCUCAUUAUGUUCUCUUUAUCUACCUUUGCUUUUGCAUCUCGUACAGCUUUAUCCAAUGCGCUGGAGAUUCUCUCAAACUCUGGCUAUCUAUCAAUGGCGCUUACCCUUCAAUUUACCUCCAAGACCCUCAAUCUUGAUUCUAAAAUCAUCACCAUUUUCGCUCCAUCCGAUCUUGCUUUCGUUCAAUCAGGUCGGUUGUCUUUUCUCCAGCUCCAAUAUCACAUAUCACCUGCACAACUCUUUCAAGAUACCCUCAAAACUCUUCCUUUUGGCUCAAGAAUCCCCACACUGUUGCCAAAUAACUCACUGAUGGUCACUACUUCAGAUUACAAUGCACCGUUUUCGAUAAAUGGCAUUUCUAUCGAUGAAUCUCCCGUUUAUGAUGAAGGGUUUUUGGUUAUAAAUGGAAUGGAUGCGUUCUUUGAUACUUCAUUUAAUAUUACUACUAGCACUUCUUUUUCAGCACUUGAGCCGAGCCCUCCUCCAACUACUAUGGUUAAUAAUAAUUCCUCUCAGAGUGAACUUAAACACUAUGGUUUUGAUGUUGAUGAGUUUGGCAAGGCAUCUGAUUGGCUAAGGUCAAGAGGCCAUACAACAAUGGCGACAUUUCUUGGCGUUCAAUUGUCAGGGUUUAGAGAUCAUACAAGAUUGACAAUCUUUGCCCCACUUGAUGAAGCAAUCGAAGCAUGUGUGAGAAACAUUACUGACUAUUUGGUAAUUUUUCGGCGACAUGUCGUUCCGAGAUUGCUUACUUGGCAGGAUUUGGUUAGACUUAGUGAUGGGACAAUGUUGCAAACAUUUUCAGGAGGGUUUGUGAUUAAUCUGACUUGGUCUGGUGAUGUCCUUGUGCUCAAUGGUGUUCCAGUUGUAGUCCUUCCAGAUGUUUAUACAAGUAAUUGGCUUGUCCUGCAUGGCCUCAAUCCGUUGCUUAUGCCGCCAGUGAAUCAAAAGAUAAUUGGAGAUUCUUUCUCUGAACUUUUUGCAGAAGAUUACCACAAUCAGCCAGAGUAUAAAUGAUGAUGGAAAACUUUUGACAAAUGAUGUGUAGGUUCUUCUCUGAAGCUAUUCUUCUAUUUUGCCUGCCUUCAUAUUAAACUCAAUGUAUUGUUAAAUGUUAGUUUCAGAGAAUUUAAACUUCUCAGGCUUGUGGUAGUUUCAGAGAAUUUAAACUUCUCA